Cucumis melo (muskmelon) is the source of this 2442-nucleotide messenger RNA. Its product is annotated as pentatricopeptide repeat-containing protein At3g22470, mitochondrial-like. The record is from RefSeq and is a predicted model, not a curated record. Bases 126 to 1835 code for a protein of 569 amino acids. Lineage: Eukaryota; Viridiplantae; Streptophyta; Magnoliopsida; Cucurbitales; Cucurbitaceae. Gene Ontology annotation, molecular function: protein binding. The transcript is spliced from 3 exons.
AAAAAAGGAGGUUAGGUUAGGUCACGAAAGAAACAAACACCCACUCAAUCACUCUCCCAAACCCAAACACUUCUAACCUCUCUUCUCAAUAUCUCUAAUCAUACAUUUUCUCUCAUCCAUCAAACAUGGCUUCAACUUCCCAAAUUCCUAUCUUCCUACGCAAUUGCAAGACAGGUAACAUUACUGCAACUCAAGCAUUUCAUUUCUUUGACCUAAUGUUGCGUUCAUAUCCUAUUCCCCCCAUUUCUUCUUUCGAUUGUUUACUUGGUGGGCUUGCUAAGAUUAAACACUACUCUCUACUAUUUUCUCUCUAUAAUAAAAUGCGCCUUGCUGGACUUUCGCCUAGUGCCAUUACACUGAAUAUACUGGUGAAUUGCCUUUGCAAUGUCAAUCGGGUUAGUGAAGCUCUUGCGGGCAUGGCGGGGCUUUUAAGGAGAGGUUAUAUUCCUAAUGUAGUCACAUAUACGACCUUGAUUAAGGGAUUGUGUAUGGAGCAUAGGAUUAGUGAAGCCACACGGUUAUUUCUCAGAAUGCAAAAAUUAGGUUGUACGCCCAAUGUGGUUACUUAUGGGACUCUCGUCAAGGGGCUAUGCCAAACCGGGAAUGUUAACAUUGCACUUAAAUUGCAUCAAGAAAUGCUUAAUGACACCAGUCAAUAUGGGAUUAAUUGUAAGCCUAAUGUUUUUAACUAUAAUAUCAUCAUAGAUGGGCUUUGUAAGGUUGGACGUGAAGACGAGGCAAAUGAACUUUUUGAGGAAAUGAAAGCUCAGGGAAUGAUUCCCAAUGUCAUUUCAUAUAGUUCCUUGAUUCAUGGAUUUUGUUGUGCUCGAAAGUGGGAGGAGUCUAAACGUUUGUUCGAUGAGAUGGUGGAUCAAGGUGUUCAACCAGAUAAGGUCACAUUUAGUGUGUUGAUUGAUACGCUUUGCAAGGAAGGGAAGGUUAUUGAGGCUAAGAAGUUGUUUGAGGUCAUGAUUCAAAGAGGUAUCGUUCCUGAUUUGUUUAUUUAUAGUUCAUUGAUGGAGGGAUUUUGUAUGGUUGGUGAUCUUAACAGUGCGAGGGAAUUAUUUGUUAGCAUGCCAAGCAAGGGAUGCGAACCUGAUGUGAUUUCUUACACUGUGCUAAUUAAUGGGUAUUGUAAAACCUUGAAGGUGGAAGAAGCAAUGAAGCUUUACAAUGAAAUGCUUCUUGUGGGAAAGAGGCCAAAUGUGAUAACAUAUGGUGCCUUGUUAACGGGGCUUUUUCUAGCAGGUAAGGUUGGUGAUGCAAAGAAGCUAUUUAGUGCCAUGAAAGCUCGUGGUAUUUCUGCAAAUUCUCAUAUAUAUGGUAUUAUCUUAGAUGGGUUGUGUAAGAAUGGUUGUUUAUUUGAAGCAAUGAAACUUUUUACUGAGCUAAAAUCAUACAACUUCAAAUUGGAUAUUGAAACCUAUAGUUGUCUAAUUGAUGGCCUAUGCAAAGAAGGAAAACUGGAAACUGCUUGGGAGCUUUUCGAGAAACUAUCCCAAGAAGGGCUUCAACCAAAUGUUGUGACUUAUAGCAUUAUGAUCCAUGGACUUUGUAGAGAGGGACAAGUAGAUAAGGCAAAUGUUUUGAUUCAAAAGAUGGAAACAAAUGGUUGUAACCCCAACAUUAUUACUUAUAAUACACUUAUGCGUGGUUUCUACGAAAGUAAUAAAUUAGAUGAGGUGGUUCAACUUCUCCAUGGGAUGGUUAAGAAGGAUGUGUUGCCAGAUGCCACCACUUGCUCCAUAGUUGUAGACAUGCUUUGCAAAGAUGAAAAGUAUCAAGAAUGUCUAGACUUGCUUCCAAGAUUUUCCGUCCAAAAGCAUCAAGGUUGAUAACAAGACACCUAUUGAUAGACUUAUUAGGAGCUAUAUUUCUCCGAAAUUUCUAACAGUUUCGUGAAGGAACGCCACAUCCUUUCCUGUAUUUGAUAGUUUGUCCUGGUCAUUGAUAGGAUGGCUCAAAAGGACGUUUCACCAAAUGCCAAUACUUGCAGCAUGGUUGUAGACAUGCUUUCCAAAGAUGAAAAAUAUCGAGAAUGUCUACACUUGCUUCCAAGGUUUCCCAUCCAAAAGUGCCAGCGUUGAUAAACUCUUAUUGAUGACUCAUUAGGAGCUAUAUGAUCUGAAAUUUUCUAAUCAGCUUAAAAAAGGAGGAUCAUAUCAUCAAGAGCAAACUAACCAACAUGGAAUAGAGUAUGUUCUUUUACCAAAUGAACGUUUUUACUAUGUUCAAACUCAUUUUGAUACAUGUCUUUAGUCAUUCAUUAUCAAUUUUGAAUCUUAGUUUGUAUGGCAAAUUGAGCACACUAAGGAAUGUGUACAUUUGAUAAAAGUUUGUAAAUUGUUUCUUUAAAACUUGGAAAACACUUUGGAGUGCUUUUGGCAGUAUCGUGAAGUGUUUUCAAUUAAAUUAACAAUAUGCAAUGCUUCUUUAUGUCCA